This is a messenger RNA of Colletotrichum siamense, 1536 nucleotides long. It is a transcript of the gene pli1, whose product is annotated as E3 SUMO-protein ligase pli1. Gene Ontology annotation, molecular function: zinc ion binding; SUMO ligase activity. Gene Ontology annotation, biological process: protein sumoylation. Lineage: Eukaryota; Fungi; Ascomycota; Sordariomycetes; Glomerellales; Glomerellaceae. The transcript has 7 exons. The record is from RefSeq and is a predicted model, not a curated record. The coding region runs from base 1 to 1536 and encodes 511 amino acids.
AUGACCUCCAUCCAGAGGCAUGAGCUCCAGGCUCUGGUCAAGCUGGUCAACAGCAACCAGUUGCUUAAUCGUCAACUUUCCAGCAUCUGCCAGCUCAACGGUCUCACUAGCAGCGGGGUUAAGGCGUCGCUGCAGAGUCGCAUCGUUAAUGCUAUCCAAGAGGCCUUCAACAACAACGAUGCUACACGCUUUCAGCAAAUUCAACGGAGCAUCGAGACCACGCGAACCGGGGCUUCCUCUUCUCCUGCCUCCCAUAAACCCGCACGCCCUUCCGCGCCCGCACAACCCGUCGUGAUGCGAUCAGAUCCAUACUGGAACCAGCGCAGUAAUGGCCGUCCCACGGGGCUGAAUGGCCACUCGAUGCACAGCUUUGGGGCCACAAUCGGCCCAAGAUUCAAGGAUACUCCCUUCUAUGCACUCCAGCACCGGGUCGGCGACGUUAAGGUCUGCGAGACUAUGAGCCAACACAGAAAUAUGGUUUCCGUCCCGGUCAAGUUGAGCGAUUGCCCAGGAGUGAACAAAGUUCUCGAGGACAAGUCAUACCGUGUAAUGGUGUUUUGCGCCGACAGCAAUAGCAACAGUGAUCUCCAAGACAUUACCUUUCCUCAUCAGUCGGAGAUCAAGGUCAACGGAAACGAGGUCAAGGCCAACUUGAGAGGCUUGAAGAACAAGCCGGGGUCAACGCGACCGGUGGACGUCACGAGUUAUCUACGUCUGAAAAACGACAACCGGAAUCUCGUCGAGUUCACCUACGCCUUGACACAGAAGAAAUUUUUCCUCGUCCUUUACGUUUGCAAGAUCACGUCGGCUCAAGAGCUCGCUGAGCGGAUCAAAACUGGGAAGAAGAUUCCUAAGCAGUCGGUCAUCCAGGAAAUCAGCAAGAAGGCAGCAGAUACGGACAUCGUCACAACAUCGCAAGUAUUGUCUCUGAAAUGCCCACUAUCUUACAUGCGACUCGACGUUCCGUGUCGCUCUACAUUCUGCUCGCAUAUCCAGUGCUUCGAUGCUACUUCGUACCUUCAGUUGCAGGAGCAAGGCCCUCAAUGGCUGUGUCCUAUCUGCAACAAGUCCGCACCGUUCGACCAACUUGCGGUUGACGAAUACGUCAAGGAGAUUUUGGCCAAUACGUCCAAGUCAUUGGAUCAAGUCACGAUCGAGCCUGAUGGACAAUGGCGGGUCAAUUCGUCGCAAGACGAUCAGUCUGCCAACGGUGGGAACGGCUCCGUUGAUGACGAUGACGAUGACGACUUCAUCAUCUCGGAAGUCAGCGUCAUUCGUGGUCGCAACCUCGAGACGCCCGUUCGAUCAGUUGCUAGUACGGCGACACCGACCACAACCAUCAUGUCGCGCGAAAGCUCAACGAUGCCUCGGGGUCUCGGCUCCACGAGUGCGAAGAGGCCUCACUCCGAUAGGGUGACAAUAGAUCUCACGCUUUCUGAUGAUGACGAACCCCUCCAACCACCCCCAAAGCGGCAGCAGCUUCAACCACCGGCGGCGAACAGUUACAGCAACAGCUACAAUGGCCAGCUGUUCUGA